This is a messenger RNA of Diospyros lotus (date-plum), 2341 nucleotides long. Its product is annotated as indole-3-pyruvate monooxygenase YUCCA6. Gene Ontology annotation, molecular function: flavin adenine dinucleotide binding; N,N-dimethylaniline monooxygenase activity; NADP binding. NCBI's taxonomy places the organism in Eukaryota, Viridiplantae, Streptophyta, Magnoliopsida, Ericales, Ebenaceae. The transcript is spliced from 5 exons. The record is from RefSeq and is a predicted model, not a curated record. Gene Ontology annotation, biological process: auxin biosynthetic process. The coding region runs from base 409 to 1680 and encodes 423 amino acids.
UCUGCCUCCCUCAUCUCUCUUCAUAUAUGGAGGAGACCAGGCCAUAGCCAAUUCAAUGCUCUUCCAAUGAACAAAAAGAAUAUAUUUAUGUGCAUAUGUAUAUAUUCCCUAUUAUAUAUACGUACACAUUCUCACACUGACAGAUCGCCAUCUCUCUCUCUCUCUCUCUAUUUGGUGUUUGCUUUGUUGUUGAAUGAAUGCUGAUUAAGUCCCGAAGGCUUCGCUCCUCCCCGCCUCCGGUAAUUGCUCCAUCCAACGACGAGAUUCGAACCCAAAAAACCUCAUUCUCCACAAGUGGAUAAGACCCUCCUAAUCCACUCCUCAAUUGUCGGACACUUCAGGAGUUGUUCGGGAGUCACGUAUUCUAGUACAGAUAUAGUCCAAGCACGCUUGAACUUGUGAGAAUCGAUGACGAUGGACUAUCAGAGGGAGAGAGAAGGGAAAGCGGCCCAUGAUCCAAGGCGCGGCCUGACGAGAUGCGUGUACGUCCCCGGGCCGGUGAUCGUGGGGGCGGGGCCGUCGGGCCUAGCCGCGGCGGCGUGUUUGAAGAAGAAGGGCGUUAUGAGCGUCGUCCUAGAGAGAUCCAACUGCAUAGCUUCGCUGUGGCAGAACAAGACUUACGAUCGAUUGAGGCUUCACUUGCCGAAGGAAUUCUGCGAGCUACCUCUCAUGCCUUUCCCGGAGAAUUUUCCGACGUACCCCACGAAGCAACAGUUCAUCGAAUACUUGGAAUCGUACGCCAGAAGGUUUGAAAUCCUGCCGAUGUUCGACCAGACGGUGGAGAGGGCGGAGUUUGAUCGGAGCCUGGGUUUUUGGCGCGUGAGGAGUGUGGGGUUGAAGAAGGAGGCGACGGAGUACGUGUGCCGGUGGCUGGUGGUGGCCACCGGCGAGAAUGCUGAGAAGGUGGAGCCGGAGAUUGAGGGGAAGGCGGAGUUUUGUGGCAAAAUAGUGCACACGAGCUCGUAUAAAAGUGGGGGGGAAUUUGGAGGGAAGAGGGUUUUGGUGGUUGGGUGUGGGAAUUCCGGCAUGGAGGUGUGUUUGGAUCUUUGCAACCAUAAUGCUAUCCCUUACCUUGUUGUCAGAGAUUCAGUUCACAUCCUACCACAAGAGAUGCUAGGAAGAUCAACUUUCGGGCUGUCCACGUGGUUGCUAAAGUGGCUGCCCAUGCGCCUUGUUGAUGUCUUUCUCUUGAUUGUUUCUCGGCUGAUGCUCGGCGACACCUCCAGAUUAGGGCUCAAUCGCCCUAAGUUGGGACCCCUCCAGCUAAAGACCCUGUCCGGAAAGACACCCGUCUUGGACAUUGGCACCCUUGACAAGAUCAAAAGUGGAGACAUCAAGGUACGGCCGGCUAUUCGGCGAUUAAGCUGUCACACCGUGGAGUUCAUCAAUGGAAGAAAGGAGAAUUUUGAUGCAAUCAUCUUAGCAACUGGUUACAAAAGCAAUGUACCCUCCUGGCUAAAGGACGACGAUAUGUUCUCACAAGAAGAUGGGUUUCCGAGAAGGCCAUUUCCAAACGGGUGGAAAGGCGAGUCGGGACUAUACGCGGUAGGGUUCACAAAACGCGGCUUGCUUGGCACCUCCAUGGAUGCCAAGAGACUUGCAGAAGAUAUCGAGAGGUGCUGGAGAGCCGAGGCCAAGCACCUCACAGCCUUUGCAUGCUCGAUUUCGCCACAAUCAUGAUGAUCCCUCCCCCGACCCUGCUGGGUCGCGUCGACACCCUUUCGUAAUUUUGACAGAUAUAGGUUUACUUUGAAGAUUUUACAGGUAAAUAUGAUUGGAGAGAGCUUUGAAUGGUUCCAUUGGCACAAUUUGGGUACCAAGAAGCUGCCCCUCCAAUUGAGGAAAAAGAAGAAAUUGAGAACCAAAAAGAAGGAUGGUGUUUUGGUUUUUCUACCUCCAUUUCUUUCUCUUUCUUUCCCCCUUUUUUUUUUUUUUCUUCUCUAAAUUUUGUGGGGGACCUCAACUAUCCAGUACUAAUGAUCUGUACAUCUUGUACAUUGCAAUUUUUCUCUAAUUAUUAGGCAUGACUUUAGAGAGAGAGAGAGGAGGGAAAUCAAGUUGUGGGGGCAUUGGUAUUUGGCUGGCAAAUUGACAUGAUUGUGUGAUUAACCAACAUUUUACAAAGGAGAGGGGUUUGGGGUUGAGUGAGAGUUUGACAAUUUGAUGUGUUACAGUAUUUAUUUUGUAUGGUUGAUGAUUCUCCAUUUGGGAUUCAUUAGGUUUGGGGGCUUAAUAAUUUGUAUGGAGAGGAACCUUUACAUCAUGACUUGAUGAUCCAAUUAAAAUUUUGAUAGUGAAGCUCUUUUGCCUGCUAUUGCUACCAAACUUUUCUAUAUGAUUU